This is a messenger RNA of Zea mays, 2263 nucleotides long. RefSeq lists its product as uncharacterized. The transcript has 4 exons. Gene Ontology annotation, molecular function: lipid binding. The record is from RefSeq and is marked provisional. The coding region runs from base 82 to 1944 and encodes 620 amino acids. Lineage: Eukaryota; Viridiplantae; Streptophyta; Magnoliopsida; Poales; Poaceae.
CCGAAUUUCCCGAGCCAACUCCGCCCCGCCCUGUCGCUUUCCCUUCCACACGCGCCGUUCGCUUUGAUCGAUCAGGCAGGCAUGGCCGACGAGACGAAGCAAGAAGCCGCCGCCCCGGCGGCCGAGGUGGUCGUGACGGAGGAGGAGAAGAAGGCAGAAGAGACCGCCCCGGUGGCGGAGGAAAAGGCCGUGGAGGCGGCUGUAGAGAAGGCCGCGGAGGCGGAGGCGGGGGCCGAGGAAAAGGCCGCGGAAGCGGACUCGGAGGAGGAGAAGAAGGCGGAGGAGGCCGAGGAGGCCGCCGCGGGCGAUGAGGCGGCCGUGAUCGAUGGCACUGGGUCGUUCAAGGAGGAGAGUAACCUGGUGUCCGAGCUCCCCGACCCUGAGCGCACAGCGCUCGCGCAGCUCAAGGAGCUCGUCGCCACCGCGCUCGCUAACGGGGAGUUCAACCUGCCGCCGCCGCCAGCCAAGGAGGAGGCCAAGAAGGAGGAGCCGGCAAAGGAAGAAGCUCCGGCGGACAAGGAGGACGAGCCCAAGGCAGAGGAGGCGGCUGCCCAAGAGCCCGUCAAGGAGGAGGCCAAGCCUGAGGAGCCCAAAACGGAGGCGCCGGCGGAAGCAGCGCCCGAGGAGGUUAAGGACGAGACACCCGUGCCGGAAGAGACCAAGACUGAGGCUCCCGCGCCGGAGGAGCCCAAGGCCGAGGAGCCUGCCAAGGAGGAGCUCAAGGCAGAGGCGGCGACGGAAGCGGUCGCCGAGGAGACCAAACCAGCUGAGCCGGUGCCGGAGGAGGAGGAGAAGACGGUCGUUGUUGCCGAGGAGGAGGCCACCAAAACGGUGGAAGCCAUCGAGGAGACGGUCGCCGUCGCCGUCGCCGCCGCCGCGUCCGAGGAGCCCGAGGCGGGCGAGCCGAAGGAGGAGCUGAUCUGGGGCGUGCCGCUGGCGGGCGACGACGAGCGCACGGACACGGUGCUGCUCAAGUUCCUCCGCGCGCGCGAGUUCAAGGUGAAGGAGGCGAUGGCGAUGCUCAAGUCGGCGGUGCUGUGGCGCAAGCGGUUCGGCAUCGACGAGCUCCUCCUGGACGCCGACCUCGGCCUGCGGGAGCUGGAGGGCGUGGUGUUCUACCGCGGCGCCGACCGCGAGGGCCACCCGGUCUGCUACAACGUGUACGGCGAGUUCCAGGACAAGGAGCUGUACGAGAGGGCCUUCGGCGACGAGGAGAAGCGGGAGCGCUUCCUCAAGUGGCGCAUCCAGCUCCUGGAGCGCGGCAUCCGGGAGCAGCUCGACUUCUCGCCCAGCGGCAUCUGCUCCAUGGUGCAGGUCACCGACCUCAAGAACUCGCCGCCCAUGCUCGGCAAGCACCGCGCCGUCACGCGCCAGGCUCUCGCCCUGCUACAGGACAACUACCCGGAGUUCGUGGCCAAGAAGGUGUUCAUCAACGUGCCGUGGUGGUACCUGGCGGCAAACAAGGUGAUGAGCCCAUUCCUGACUCAGCGCACCAAGAGCAAGAUCGUCUUCUGCAGCCCCGGCAAGUCGGCGGAGACCCUCUUCAGGUACAUCGCCCCGGAGCAAGUCCCCGUCCAGUUCGGCGGCCUGUACAAGGAGGACGACACCGAGUUCUCCACCUCCGACGCCGUCACCGAGCUCACCGUGAAACCGUCCUCCAAGGAGACCGUCGAGAUCCCAGCCACCGAGAACUCCACCGUGGUGUGGGAGCUCCGCGUGCUGGGGUGGGAGGUGAGCUACGGCGCCGAGUUCACCCCCGACGCGGAGGGCGGCUACACCGUCAUCGUGCAGAAGACGCGGAAGGUCCCCGCCCACGAGGAGCCCAUCAUGAAGGGCAGCUUCAAGGCCACGGAGCCCGGCAAGCUGGUGCUGGGCGUGAACAACCCGGCGUCCAGGAAGAAGAAGCUGCUGUGCCGGUUCAAGGUGAGGAGCGCCGCCGCCUGAUGAGGGUCGUUGGUCUGGGUCCCAGCAGGUACAGCCUGCCAGCUGCUUGACCACCAGCCCGACAUGUAUAAUUCGAUCGAUCGCCAACCAGGUCCAUACCGCCACCAUUUGAAUGAACAUGCUGCAUUGCAUUACAUGAUAGGAGAGAGAGAGAGAGAGAGAGAGGACAAUAAAGAGUUUCUGCUUCCUAGCUAGGCCCGUUCCGUGUCCUGGUCGUUCUUUGAUUAUUUGUUGGCUUGCUGUUCUUUUUUUUCCUUGGGGGGAGGGUCGCGUUUGUAUGUGUUUAUUACUUGAAUGAAAACAAAAGUGAGCUUGUUAU